Schizophyllum commune H4-8 is the source of this 1748-nucleotide messenger RNA. RefSeq lists its product as uncharacterized. NCBI's taxonomy places the organism in Eukaryota, Fungi, Basidiomycota, Agaricomycetes, Agaricales, Schizophyllaceae. Gene Ontology annotation, molecular function: protein binding. Bases 355 to 1596 code for a protein of 413 amino acids. The record is from RefSeq and is a predicted model, not a curated record. The transcript is spliced from 2 exons.
GGCCCGGGUGCGCGACAUGCGAUGUCCGACGGUCCGCUGAUGGCAGACAUUUGAGAGGUCAACCUGAAGCUGAUCUGCCUGCUCUUUGCAUUGCAGUCGCUCGUGGUUGUGGCGUGUAUCCAGGGUGACGGCGAUAGGCGACUCGGCUACGCGCGCAUGCCGCCCCUUGCGCGGAACCAGCUACCGUGCGGUCUGAGACCUGCUCCUGGUUUCUUACUCUCACCUUCUUCCCUUCCCACCUCCAUGGCUCGGCUCUAACGGGCAGACUACCUCACCCAGCACACUAUAAUACCCCCCUACACUCAUACUAAUCAAGCCCCGCUCACCGCGCACCUGCGAUACCGCCGCCCCGCCAUGCCGCUCUAUCGCGUCCUCCCCGCAGCCCCCGCGCCCCCUGCCCCUAAACCUGCGACGCCCCCGCUCCCCGCAGAGCUCACGGACUACAUCCUCGACUGCCUGGAAGGGAACAGACCCACCCUCUUCUCCUGUGCGCUCGUCUGCCGCGCCUGGCUGCCCCGCGCGCGCCACCACGCCUUCCGCACGCUGCACCUCACACCCGACAACGUCGACGGCUUCCUCGCACUGCUCACCGCGCCCUCAGGCACCCUCGGCCGCGGGCGGACGCGCGCACUGCACGUGCGGCAGAACGCGACGCACGGGCGCGAGCCCCUCCUCGACAAGCUGCUCGCCGCCUCUCUCGUCCCGGACGCAUUCGCGCACGUCGAGCAGCUCACGGUGCUGUACGCGAACUGGACGCCACGCGCCGCCGAAGCGCGCUUCGGGGCGUUCGCGCGCGUGACCGUGCUCAAGCUCUGCCUGCCGGGGUACCCGUCCGUCGACGACUUCGUGGACUUUAUCUGCGCGCACCCCGCGCUGCAGGAGCUCAAGCUCGACAUGCCGCGGGCGGAGAGGGCAGGUUCGGGGCGGGCGGGGCCGCAUGACGGGGUCCCUUCGCUGGAGAAGCUGACCCUCGAACACGUCCCCAUCCCCUUCAUGCACGCGCUCGCGAAGCGCGUCGUGACGCCUAACUUGCGUUCGCUUGCCGUAUCCCUCUCCGUCGGCAUCCCGAUACUCGCGGACAACAUGAGCAACGAUCUGGAAGCGGUGCAGCAGCUGCUUGAUGCGGCGCUCUACCUGGAGACCUUCGAGUUCCGGGACACAUUGAUGAUCGCCGGGGAGUUCGACCUCUCCAACGCCAUAGACCUGACGAAACACCGCGAUCUGCGGUGCUUCCGUCUCUACGGGCUGCCUGAGCGCAUGCUCGCCCCCACACUCUCCGGCGUCUCCGCCCAGGUGCAAGAGGUCGAAGUCUGGCUGCCCAACGUCUGCGAACCGCGCGACCUGAGCGUCAUGGGCAACUGGCGCACGCUCUCCGACGUCCUCGACGACUUCCAGAUGCUGCGCCUCCUCACCGUGAACCUCGUCGGCGUCUGCAAGCGCGCGGAUAUCCUGGCCACUGUCCGAAACUACGACAUGAGAGCAGUAACGCGGUUCGACGGAUGGUCGAAGGACGAUGCGGCGAAGGGCAUCGCCGAGGAGCUGAAGUCCCUUCUGCCGAGCUUGGCGCAGAGCGGGAGGCUGAAGGUGAUCUACUGAUUGAAGAUACGGACUUUCUUUAUGGUAUAGCGAGGGUAAUUGGGGACUCUAGACUUGGUGGAUUUGGACCUUUUUCUCCAUGUAUCUGCGGAAGUGUUUUGGCCAGCAAUAAUAUCAUACUCACCUAGACGAAAGUCGUGGACCGAGCGUCG